Parastagonospora nodorum SN15 is the source of this 1581-nucleotide messenger RNA. RefSeq lists its product as hypothetical. Bases 1 to 1581 code for a protein of 526 amino acids. The record is from RefSeq and is a predicted model, not a curated record. The transcript is spliced from 2 exons. NCBI's taxonomy places the organism in Eukaryota, Fungi, Ascomycota, Dothideomycetes, Pleosporales, Phaeosphaeriaceae.
AUGUCAGGCGCUUUGGAGGUAGCGGCUAGCGCAUUUGCCGUCGUAGGAGUUGCAGAUGUCCUCGUCAGGACGGGUCGUGAGUUCUAUAGCUUCCUGGGCGAAGUUGCGGAUGCGCCAGAGGAGAUCGACCGACUACGCGAGGUCAUUCGAACGACUGUCCUUCUAUAUCAUAACUCGAGAAGAUGUCAGCAAGAUCUCAAGACUAGGGGUGCCUCCGCUAGCGCAGCGGAUGUAACUUCCUCGCUUGAAUCUGCUACGAAAGCGUUGGACCGUGAGCUACGAGAACUUUCGAAGACAGCAAAAAAAUACAACGGCAUUAAAACAUGGGGAAACAUCAAAUUUGUUUUGGGAAAAGACAGGGUGAACAAAGCGAUCCAACGCCUGGAGCACGCGAAGACUCUCAUGGCAAAUGCAUUGACGCUUGCCUGCAUAGAGCUGCUGGCUUUGGGACUCACCGACGUCAAAACCGUGAUGCUGAAGUGCUUCGAAGACGCCGGAUUGAAGACUGACCGUGUGUAUCAAGCGCUUGUGGCUAAGAUUGACGCUCAACACCAAGAUGCACUCGUGUUGCACAACCAUCAGAAAGCUCUGACGUCGAAGAUUGACAACAACCAACGAAAUCAGCUAUUGAACCAAGACCGACAUCAACGGACACUGAUAACUACACAACGCACUCAAGUUGAAAUCCUUCGCCGCCAGGACGCGUCUAUGAGGGUUGCCAAAGGAACACAGCAGCAAACAUCCAGCAUUCUGCGUGCCGUUACCGACAUCAAACAACUUCUAUCUCUCAAUGACGGUUCCCUGCUGGUGGAUCAGAGUCACCGCGCUAUCUCCUUCCUCGGGGAACGUCAAGAUAGGAUCAUGGCAUAUCUUCUACCUUUCCAAGAUGAUAUUGAGUUCGCCAUUGACUCUCUCAUCUCUCAACACGGCCAUGAAAUCUCGGCAUCCGACGCUGAAUUCCUCCGCUCCGAGCUUCAGCAUCUAGUCGGCUCGGCUGCCCAAGAGAAGGCGCUCCAACACCCAGGUUCGGCGGCGAAAUCAUUCGAUCGGUGGUCUUACCCUCAGGAUACGGUUGGCUUCUUGAAGAAUAGUGCCAAAAAUCGGACAUCAAGCGGCUACUCAUACUCAACCGAUGGUGAAAAGAUAACAUCGACGAGACAAAUGACAGGGUCGGGAAAACGUUGGGCACUUUCCAGCCGAACCUUUAAUGUUCAGACACCUUCCGGACCCGUAGACAUAACCAUGCCACGCUCUCGAGAAGCUGGGGAAGAUAUUCAUGAAACGGCGGAAGCAGGAAUAUCGUACGUCGUUACGCAGAAUCAUUCAUCCGUACAUGUCAACGCGCACUUCCUUCGUGAUCUGGCGCACGCAGGACAACCUAGGAUAUAUGCCCAUUUGAACGUUUUCACGGUUGUGGAUGAAGCUACGACAGACCGAUACCACUCCGGAAUUUGCAAUUCUACAUCAUUGGCCAAAUUCGAUACCGCCCUUCGGCAGGGCAUUAUCUCUCCCUUUCACGUAGAUAAAUAUGGCAACAAUCUUUGCCUACUUGUAAGCAGUUUUUCAAGUUCUGUCGUUUAG